Molecule: messenger RNA, 1077 nt
Organism: Closterium sp. Naga37s-1
Lineage: Eukaryota; Viridiplantae; Streptophyta; Zygnematophyceae; Desmidiales; Closteriaceae
Source: the annotation of a GenBank genome assembly
AUGGAGAAAAGUCCGAGUCAAAGUCAAUGGCCGGCCUGCCCUAAGCUGGGCACGACGGCGAUGGUGCGCGCGGCGGCGCUGCUGCUGGUGCUGCCGGCCUUGGCCAUCCUGAGCGUCGUGGAUCCCGAGGUGGCGAAGCCGGCGUGGGACGACGGCGUGGUGGACGGCGUCGACGCCGACCUCUUCCGCCGCGCCAUGGUGCAGAUCGACGACGCGCGCCUCGCCGAGCCGCGCGGCAAAAUCGCCUUCCUCUUCCUCGUGCGCGGCCCGCUGCCGAUGCAGGAGAUCUGGCACCGCUUCUUCCAGGGCCACGAGGCGCAGUACUCGGUGUACAUCCACGCGUCGCAGCCCGACUUCGACUGCGACCGCGCCGUCAACUACGCCGCCUUCCGCGGCCGCCAGAUUCCGAGCGUGCCGAUUUCGUGGGGAGGGCCCAACCUGAUCCGCGCGGAGAGGCGGCUGCUGGCGGCGGCGCUGGCGGACCCGGCGAACCAGCGCUUUGUGCUGCUCUCCGAAUCGUGUGUGCCGCUGUUCAACUUCUCACACGUGUACGACUACCUCUUCGCCGCGCCCACCAGCUUCAUCACCAGCCAUCCGAGCGAGUGGCGGUACCAGCCGGGCAUGGCGCCAGCUGUCAACCGCAGCCAGUUCCGCAAGGGCUCCCAGUGGUUCGCACUGACGCGGCGGCAUGCGGACAUGGUGGUGGCGGACACACACGUGUACGACGCCUUCCUAAGCAACCAUGCCAUGAUUCCUGACGAGAGCUACAUUCAAACACUUCUUCUGAUGCAGGACCCAGGCGCAGUGGAGCCGCGGGGGGUGACGUUUCUGCACUGGCAGCCGACGGCGGGGCGGCACCCGCUCACCAUCACCUCGGAGCAGCUCACACCCGAGUUCCUGCGCUCCGUGCAGCGCACGCGCCUGCCGCCCAAGGAGGCCAUCGGCUUCCUGCGAGUGCCCGCGCCGCGCCUCUGCCAGCUGGCGGGGCGGCCCACCCACUGCUUCUUGUUCGCCCGCAAGUUCAAUGCCUCUACCAUCCCCACCCUCCUCGCCCUCUCCCCCGCCCUCGGCUUCUAG